Messenger RNA from Exophiala dermatitidis NIH/UT8656, 2967 nucleotides. Its product is annotated as tripeptidyl-peptidase I. Lineage: Eukaryota; Fungi; Ascomycota; Eurotiomycetes; Chaetothyriales; Herpotrichiellaceae. Gene Ontology annotation, molecular function: tripeptidyl-peptidase activity; serine-type endopeptidase activity. The transcript has 2 exons. The coding region runs from base 264 to 2087 and encodes 607 amino acids. Gene Ontology annotation, biological process: proteolysis. The record is from RefSeq and is a predicted model, not a curated record.
CACGGAAGCCUGAAGCUGGACUGCGCCGCCUGCACAUCAUAAGGUACCAGUGUCAAUCUGUACGCAGUAAGUAGUACAUAGUACUUAGUACCACUCUGCACUCUGCACUUGCGGGUUCCUGCCGCAGUCGCCGUGCUACUGCUCGUCGUCCUCAUCUUCAGCUUCAUCUUCUAUACAAACCUCCGUCUGGGACCUUCGGCUCGACAUCUUCUUCUCCCUCUCUUUUCCACGUCCCUUCAUUCUCCGCCCAUUCUUCGCUCGUUAUGUUUGUCGUCUCCCUGCUACUGGCCACCCUGGUCGCGCUCCAGUCGGUUGCUGCUUCGCCUGUUCACUCCCGCUUCGACUACGCUGUCAAGGAAUCUCACAAUGUCCCUCCAAAAUGGACCAAAGUGGGAAAUCCCCUUCCUGUCCAACGCUUGAAGCUGAAGAUUGGUCUGACGCCAAACAACUUUGACCAUCUUGAACGCCUUCUGCAUCAAGUGUCCGACCCAUCUCACCAUCGCUAUGGUCACCACUUGAGCCAACAACAAGUCCACGACCUCAUCACGCCCUCCAAUGAGACCACGGGCUUGAUUGAGGAGUGGCUCUCCGAGCAUGGCAUUGACUCUUGUCAUUACCAGUACAAUGCGGCCCGGGAUUGGAUCACUCUGACCCUCCCCGUAGCCCAGGUGGAACGACUUCUUCACACCAAAUACUCGGUCUAUCAGCAUCAAGAUGGCUCGCAGCUUGUUCGAACGACUGAAUGGUCUCUUCCGCGUUCGCUCCACGAGCAUGUUACCACCAUCCAGCCCACCACUGCAUUCCUUCGAGCAAAUCCGAGAGGGGAGACAGUACUGACUGUGCCCAUGGAGAUUGACCUUGACCAUCUCACCGUUGCCACAAACGCCAGCUCUCUCAGUCGUAUCUGCAACUUUGCCGGUAUGACCACCAAAUGCUUGAGUGCCCUGUACAACACCCAUAACUACACCGUCCAAGCAUCCGACAAGAACCAAGUUGGUUUCACCAACUAUUUGGGCCAGGUUUCCAGCCGUGACGAUGCCAAACUGUACUUGCAAAACUUCAGGCCUGAAGCCAUCAAUUCUUCGUACGCAGUCAACCAAGUCUCCGUUAACAACGGCCCUCUUGACAACGCCACUGCUAUACCGGGAGUGGAAGGCAAUCUAGACCUUCAAACUAUUCUAGGCCUUGUCUACCCUACUCCGGUCACUCUGUAUUCCACAGGAGGAUCACCACCGUUUGAUCCGGACACUUUCACAACUUCAAACACCAACGAGCCAUAUCUGACUUGGGUCCUGUAUAUGCGCGAACAAGACCGCAAUACCCUGCCCAGUGUCAUCUCCACUUCCUACGGCGACGACGAACAGACGGUGCCGGAGGAGUACGCGAAGACUGUGUGUAACCAGUUUGCCGCCCUCGGCGCCCAAGGUAUUUCGCUCUUCUUUAGUUCAGGGGACUACGGCGUCGGCGGAAAUGAUAGUUGCAUUUCCAACGACGGACAGAACCGCACCACUUUCCUUCCCGCCUUCCCUGCCUCUUGUCCUUACGUCACUGCUGUCGGUGGAACUCGAGACCUUCCAGAAGUCGUGGCCUACGACCCCCGCAACGGCUACGCCUCAGGAUCUGGAUUCAGCAACUACUUCACUCGUCCAUCUUGGCAGGACACAGCCGUGGAGCGAUACUUUGACUCAGCCGGCAAGCAGCUCGAGCAAUUCCAGGGCUUGUACAAUGCCACCGGCCGCGCAUAUCCUGAUUUGGCCGCACAGAGCUACAGAUAUCUCGUCUUUAUCAACUCCACUGUGACAAGUGUCGAUGGCACCAGUUGCGCGGCGCCUACCAUUGCUGGUAUCUUUGCGCUUGUCAACGAUGCCCUGGCUGCUAAUGGUAAGCCGCCCUUGGGAUGGCUGAACCCGUGGUUGUACCAGCAAGGCUUUGCCGCGUUCACGGACGUCGUCAAUGGAAGUAGCGUGGGUUGUGACGGACCUGGUUUCUCGGCAGCCGAGGGCUGGGACGUAGCCAGUGGGUUUGGGACACCAGACUUUGAGAAGAUCCUGGAGGUUCUCGAGGUCGGAAAUGGCACUGAGACUUAAAGUCCUAAUGACGGAGCUCUCUAUGGUCAUGGCUCGCACAGACUGCAUCUCGGAAUGUUGUGAAUCAAGUCGGUCCAGGAGGCUGCCUGGCGCAAAGAAUCUACCGGAUUUGACGCAGUCCCUCUUGAAUUGCAACACACACCUACGCCCUAUCAUUCAAUUUGCGACGGUCCUUCCAAUAAAGGCAAGGAUGAACACGGAUGGACAAUCCUCGCUAAAUAUGCUCGACUCCGUACCGAAUCAGUUACGGGUUUUAGCAGCCGAAGAUGGACGCGCCUGCGGCGACGGCCAUCAAUGAUGGAUGGAAGGAGACGACGACCCUGUGACUGUUGGUUGCGACACACACGACCAGAGUCUCGCAAGGAGACCACGUCAACCUGCUGUUCAGAGCUCCCAAUGCUGGUGCGGUUCAAGUUGCCAUCCGCCACCAGCUGCACCUUUUGCUUUAUUCUUGUCCUGACACGAAAAGAAAAGAUCAGAGAGCUACACUGCCCACUUUCCGGCGUCGAAGCUAACCUGAGCGUGGAUUACUCCCGCCUCCAUGCACCUCGACUCAGCACCUUACUAGGUCAUAAUAAUGUAGAAACAUAAUCACAAAAAUCACAAAGACGUACAAACUCGAAACGUGGACGGUAAAGGUUGUGUUCUUGCAUUUUCUGAUGCCAGAGUGGAGGUAACUGAUAUAAUGUACCGUAUCACAAGAAAGUUGGGUCGCCCGUAGGUAGAUACCAGAUCCGACACUGUUCGAGUCUCGGACCGAUGGAUCUCGACACCCUUGAAUCCCUAGCCUGCAGCGUAGAUGCCUGCUUCUUCCAUGGUAUAUACUACCACCACCACCACCAUCUGAUGCGGAGUCAAUCAUGUCACAGCUGGACCUUCA